Molecule: messenger RNA, 1998 nt
Organism: Drosophila mauritiana
Lineage: Eukaryota; Metazoa; Arthropoda; Insecta; Diptera; Drosophilidae
Exons: 3
Coding region: 704-910 (68 amino acids)
Source: RefSeq, a predicted model, not a curated record
CAGCAAUUUCUUUUCACGAACAAAAACGGAAGUAAUGGGUAUUCCGAAUUCGUCGAAUGUCUAAGGACUUUUUCCGGACUUGUGGUAAGGGUAAAAGCUCGCAACGUAGUAAAAGCUUUCCGGCUGUUGGUCCACGGCAUGCUGGGAACUUUCCGCAUCCUGGCAUCCUGCGAAGGAUUCAUUCAUCAGUAGAACAAACGCCGUCUGAUGGAAUAGAUGUGCUAGUGACACAGAGGGAACCGAACCGAACGGAGGCUCCAAAAGGCGACAUUCUCGACUCGUUUGGCGCCAUAUUUACUAGGACCAAUCGGAGUCGCCAGCUCUGUAUUUGCGUGACUGCGUGUGUGCGCGAGAUAGUCCUGUUUUUUGGACCCCCCUUUGUUUGUGUAACUUCGCGCGCUUUUGUGUCUUAUAUACCAACGGGAUUUGAAAAGGCGUGAGAUUUGCGGCCAGCUGCUGGACGACUGCCAGCGAACUGAAAUCUUAAUUAGCCAUUUAAUGGCAGUUGGCACACAACAAAGCCCGAUGCAGCAGCAGCAUUUGCAGCCGGAACUGUAGUCCAUCCAAAGCCGAUCAGCUUGAGUGUUUUAUGGUGGUCCCGAAGUGGCAGCUACAGCCCUAACAUACAACUAACAAGCACAACAUCGGCUUAGGGCAGCAGGAAGUAUAAACACGAGCCAAGGAAACAAAGUAAUCUAUAAAGAUGGCCGGCGGGGGCAGGACAGCCGGCAAAUACGGAUAUUCGGACAACAAUUAUUACAGUGGUCACUCGUACAAGAGCAUCAACGAUGAGAUUAUACUGGUCAGCAUCAUAAUGGGCAUCACCAUACUGGUCCUCAUCACAAUCGCCCUGUGCUACAUUGCGUACGAGAAGUGCCAGAAGAAGCGGGAGUACUAUAUCAACGCCUAGAGGUUGUCCCCACCGGAAUUCGAGAACCCCCGGAAUGGGGCUUCGUCCUUCCCUUCGUCCUGUGUUUUUGUUAUCCUGUGCAGUGAGGAGGCGGUGCAAGGCCAAAUGUCAACACGGUCGGCGACAAUGUUGACGUUGACGAUUUAGUUGGCCAACAAAAAUAACCCAGAGUGGCUGCACCCAACCGCCGGCUUGCGUUUUUUCUCCUUGCAACCCCAACCCAACUUGCAACCCGAAUACCCGGCAGACACGUACCCAAAUCGGAAACCAGUGGCAUUUUUGUGCUGCUUAAACGUUUCGCCAUCUCCGUUGGCUUUGCCAUAGUUGCAGUUUCUCGAGUGCCGGAAACAUGGCUCCUUUGUUCGGAUUGUUUGCCCACUGUGCACAGUGGGUGCCAGCACUUGCCACUUGACAUUUGACCAGCCAAUUAGGCGUUUUAUAUUUUCCCAUUUUGUAUUUUCUUCGCUACAGUCUCGUUGCAAAAACAUGGCCAACACAAGUAUAAUGGCAUAGCACUUUUUAAAUUCGUCUGCUGCUGCAGGAAGAGACGACUUUUUAAGACAUUCAUAAAUUCGGGCUUUUAUGCCGCAUCCAGACAUUUCAAUUUAAAAUGCAGUUCACUCGAAUUCCACCAUGCAGCAACCUUUUGUUUGUCAAACCGAGAUGGAAUAAUAAAAAAAAGCAACCUCACACCACGGAAUAAUGGCAGCGAAAGAAAUAUAAGCGAUACUCUUGGAGUUCGCUCCGUCGAUAUGGUUGCUCCGAACUGAAUGCUGGAUACAUUGUGCAUAUGUGCACUGAGAGAAAUGUGGGAUGAUGUCAUGCAAAAUCACGACACAUCACAUGGGUCGUAAUUUUAAACCUACAAAAGCUUUAUUUUAUUAAUAUUUAUAAAAAUAGCAACCAUUAUUGAUGAUGCAUAAUCCAAAAAUAAUACAAAAAUGGAUCUCCUAUAAAGUUCCAUCAAUUUCCAAAUCAAAAUUUCAUAUUAAAAUGAAUACAAAACCAACGAUACUAAGACAUGAAACACCUAAAAAUAAAUAUACUACAUGGUUUUUCAUACAUGAAUUAUGUUUUAUAUUUCAUUU